Messenger RNA from Alternaria atra, 1464 nucleotides. RefSeq lists its product as uncharacterized. The transcript has a single exon. The record is from RefSeq and is a predicted model, not a curated record. Lineage: Eukaryota; Fungi; Ascomycota; Dothideomycetes; Pleosporales; Pleosporaceae. Bases 1 to 1464 code for a protein of 487 amino acids.
AUGUCCGGCAUGUCUAAUGACCCGCGCGUUCCCCUCCAGGCGCCAUCGCUCCCGCCCAGCUCUGCCCCUCCGACCAGCUGUGAGCAACAUGGGUCAGGUACCGCCGAGUCGAACUCAAUCCCACAACCAUUGACGCCUGCAACGACCACCAGACAGUCGGUACCCUUGGGCGUCUUUUCGACCCUCUUGGGCAACAACACCACGUCUACACUUAGUGCCAAACCUAUACUGUCCAACGAACCUGUCCUCGCCCACACGCAACCACUAGAUGCACCAGAAGGCACGUCUGACUUGACGGCGAGCUCAGGCUCAGUGCCCAGUGCGACUACUACCUUGACCAACACAAUCCCACCAACUCAGUCUGCUGCAUUGCGCGCCCUGAAUGCGCCCGCCUUCCAUUCAUCGGCCUCCAAAAGCAAGUCUGCAAAGUCCACUUCUAGUCGGACAACCGUUACCAGCCAGCCCGUCGUAGUACGCACGUACUCGGGCUCGCGGCACGCUUCACGCCCUGGCUCCGGCUUCAACACCCCACGCUCAUUUGCUAUGAACGGACAAAAUCACGCUUCAGCCCUGUCAGCGGGUCUGGCAGGCAGGAGCGAGCAACUACCCUCCGUCGACGACUUCUCCUUUUCGGCAAUUCUUCGCGCUGUUGACCCUGAGAUUAGAGACGCCAUCGAUGCAAUUGCCGAGAUCUGCGCGCGAAGCAGAAUGAGUCUGGCCGACGAGUACGAUUCCCAUCUACCGCCGCAGGGAGAAAUAACAGGCGGUGGUUCGGGAUGGGCUGCCAGCACAGGGGCAUUGGUGGGACGAGGUCGUCUCAACAGAAUCAGUCAAGGAUGGACUGCUGCCGACAACACACUGAUGGCUGUGCCUGAAGCGAGUAGCUCUAGUGAAAGGUUGGCGCAAGAGGGUAGGGCAGAGAACAGUAAGAAGCGUAGCCAGUCAGCAUAUGGCAGCUUGAAGAGCGUCAUCAGUGGUGGUAGUGGCAAGAGAAAAGCCAUCGACGGUGACACUUUCCGAGAGCAAGAGGCUGGCAGCUCGAAACAGAUCGAAGCUCAGAAUGCAGGACCGGCUUGGGCGGUUCAUGCCUCGACCUCAUCUUCGCAUCCAGCCAUAACCAUUGCCGCGCCUACAGCCUCGAAGCACCUUUCCCUCGACACAUCAUCGGCAAUGCAGGGCGUUGUCGUGGAUACUGAUGGAUCGUUGAAUACCCGGCCCCAGACUGCAACACCCCGAAGAAUCCCUUCACAUCAACGCGGAGCGUCCAUGCGUAGUCUUCCAGCCUCACGAGCACGUUCUGGUACUUUGGGCUCUAUCAAAUCAUGGCUACCAUGGCCCCGGCCGGCGGGUCUCGACCAGAACAGCCGAUCAGAGCUAACAAAAGCCGAAGAUCGACUUAGAGACAUGUUGAUAUCCUCUUCGCAAAACCUCGGGAAAGGUAAAGCAACAGUCCGGGUCGUUUAA